AUGAAAGUCAUAAUCGUCGGGGCGGGUCUUAGCGGCCUCAGCACCGCCAUCGCGCUCCGCAAAUUCAUCCCUGCUAGUCAACCUCUCGAGGUCAAAAUCUAUGAUAACAUUAACCCAGCUACCGGCCAAGCCACGGAGCAGGUCACGCCGCAGGUUCGCACGAGUCGGUUAGGCGCCGGGUUAGGACUCCAAGCUAAUGGGCUUCGUGUUCUGGAAGAUCUUGACCCAGCGCUGAAGCAGAGGGUUUAUGCGGCCGGUUUUCCGUGUACUCGCUUCACGUGGAAAACGGCUAGCGACUGGCUGUUGGGUCAUGAAUAUGUUGACGUCCUGCCUAUCUCACGACCUCUCCUCAUAAACUGUCUCUACGAAACUCUACCUUCCGAUUCGGUAAUUCAAAAAAAGAUAGCUAAGGUGGUCACGCGCCAAGGAAGAAAGCCUGUAGUUCAAUUCGAAGACGGGUCGCCAGACGAGACGGCGGAUCUUGUCGUAGGUGCAGAUGGGAUUCGCAGCACCGUUCGUCACGAUUUGUUCGGUGACGAUGAGAAAUACCGACCUCAAUACGUCGGAAUCUGCGCAGUCGGACAAGAACAAGCUGCUCUACUGCAGCUCCGGGAGCGCCACGGAAAUUGGACGGAUCCUCUCAUCAGUCAGUGUCUAGAAAAUGCUCACCUCGACAAUGUAUACCCCAUCUUUGUCAUGCCCGAUUUACCUUACUGGGGCCGCGACGGGUGUGUCCUUGUUGGCGAUGCGGCUCACGCUUUGCCUCCGAGGAGCGGCCAAGGUGCUAGCCAGGCCUUCGAGGACGGCGAGGCGCUGGCUUUACUUCUAGCUGGGUAUCUCGAGAGGGAGCAUGACGCAGGUGAUGCUAUCUCUCGCUCGAUUCUCGGGCUGUUCGAAGUCCGCGCUCCAAGAGUGAACGGGAUCAAAGCAGAUGCUCUGCGAUGGAAAGAACCUAAGAUGCCGAUGUCAUGGUUGAGGACUGCUGGUCUCUAUAUUUCUUUAUUUAUAUUAGUUAGGGUGAGAAGAGUCUUGAACAUCUUCACUCGCAGAGACUUAUGGAACGUGCGAGACGCGGUGAGUAAGUAUCUGGCCCAAUAA
Daldinia caldariorum is the source of this 1098-nucleotide messenger RNA. RefSeq lists its product as uncharacterized. Lineage: Eukaryota; Fungi; Ascomycota; Sordariomycetes; Xylariales; Hypoxylaceae. The transcript has 3 exons. Gene Ontology annotation, molecular function: monooxygenase activity; FAD binding. The record is from RefSeq and is a predicted model, not a curated record. Bases 1 to 1098 code for a protein of 365 amino acids.